UUGGUGAUCAAAAUCUCUCACAUUUACUUGAACAAACAAAAAAGAUAAACAUAUUUCAUUUAACAAAUUUAAACAAAAUGGCUGCCUCUUCUCAUCCUGUUAGGUCCAUAAGUUUACCUGCUAGAUCUCACCCAACAUCUCUUAAAAUCGAAGAAACGAUCAAUAAGUUAAAGACUCGUGAUAUUUACCCAUCAGAGUCAACUUCCUGUUAUGCAACAGGAGCCGAUAGUAUUCAGCUCGGUCUUCUAAACCUUGUUGAGUUGUAUGCUCAUCUACAAGAUCUUAUCAAUUCUCUUUCCAGCCAGAACGGGAAAUUGGUAGAAGAAGCCUUAGAAAGUUCGGUAUCACUGCUAGAUACUUGCAGCAGUGGAAGAGACCUCAUUACAGGGUUUAAGGAGCAAAUCUGUGAACUACAGUCUGCUCUACGUCGUAAGGGGUACUCGAGCAGUGAAGAAAUUAGCAUGUACAUGAGUUUUCGAAAGAAGGUUGCAAAGGAAGUUUCAAGAUGCCUUAAAGUAUUGAAGCAAGCUGAGGGAAAAUUCGGAAUCACUGCUCCUCUGCUUGAAAGCGAUCCUUCAACAGCGAAUUUAGUUAAACUUGUAAGAGAAACAUACACUGCUACAGUUGCUGUCUUCAAAUCACUCUUCUUGUUCUUGUCUACUCCAACCAAGGCAAGCAAAUGGUCAUUGGUCUCAAAACUCGUCACUAAAAAUUCAGGGGCUCGUUCUACCAGCAAGGUGGCCGGGAUCCUGAACGAGGUUUCUGGGGUUGAUCUAGCCCUUCAGAACGAGAAAAAAGUUGAUGUGAUGCUAGUACGAGGCAAAAUUCAAGCUCUUGAUGCUAGUCUUCAAAUCAUUGAGGGAGAACUCGGGUGCCUUUUUAGGUGCUUACUACAAAAUAGAGUCUCACUCUUGAACAUCCUCACAAAUUAAGUGGAUACUUAGACUAAAUAGUUUGUAUACUAUAUUCUUUGUCAUGGUAAAUUUCCAUGGGCCAGAAAUUUUGUGCAUUUGUAAAUUGAGACACAGGAUUUAUA
This is a messenger RNA of Chenopodium quinoa (quinoa), 1036 nucleotides long. RefSeq lists its product as uncharacterized. NCBI's taxonomy places the organism in Eukaryota, Viridiplantae, Streptophyta, Magnoliopsida, Caryophyllales, Amaranthaceae. The record is from RefSeq and is a predicted model, not a curated record. Gene Ontology annotation, biological process: root development; shoot system development. The transcript has a single exon. Bases 78 to 932 code for a protein of 284 amino acids.